AUGAGUUCUCAAUUUGAGUUUUUGAAAACAGAAACGCAAUUCAAAGCGAUUUUUCAAGAAGACCCGCGGAAAAAAUAUGGACAGAUGAGUGUUACUGUUUUGAAUAGUCAGGACGAAGAGCUUUUCCAAAUCAGUGGAAAGGUCAAUCAUAAAGGCUGUUGCGAUUUCGAAGUGCAAUAUUCGGCCACUCAUCCUUCUCUUGGAAAUGCUUUGAAAACUGAGACUUUGGAGAAAGGCCAAUGGUGCGGUUUCUGCUUUUGCUUGAAUGAAGUUUGCAUCGGUGUUUUUGCCGGACAAGAGCAUCUUGGAAGCUUCAGGCAGGUUUUUGGAUGCAAUCCUCAUGCUCAACUGUUGGAUAACAAGUCGAAUGUGGUUUUUGAUAUCAGCCGACCAAAACGAUCUGGAAAAAAUGCUCAACAAAUUCUCUUCUCAAGCAAGGUUGAUGGGGAGGAAGGUGCGACUCUUGACAGCCAAAUUGAAUAUAUUUCUGAUGGUGGAUUUUUAUCAAUUGUAAAAGACAUCAACUACAAAGCAACAAUGACCUUUCCCGUGGAUCUUUCAAUUCCUAUCAAACUCUGUUUGCUUAUGCGAACUGCCAUAAGAGUGAACGAAAUUUAUGAAGAGACCAACAACAGGUCCAGUGGUGGCGAUUGA
Oikopleura dioica is the source of this 654-nucleotide messenger RNA. Lineage: Eukaryota; Metazoa; Chordata; Appendicularia; Copelata; Oikopleuridae. The record is from the annotation of a GenBank genome assembly.